CUUCUUUCCACGGCUUGACCAAGGAGCAGGCAUCUGAUGCAGACAUUUGGCUGUCUCUGCGUACAUAUAUAUAUACACACAAAUGUUACUUAAUGCCUCUUUCUUAAAGAGUAAGGAGCCGGCUGUGAGCUUUCCAGGUGUUGUCUGCUGGGUUGGAUUUCCUGUCCCCAUCACUGACCACCAGCUGGACCUCCAUACCAUCUCGUCUUGAAAGUAAGAGGCUCUGAGCAGCCUGUCACCUCCUGAACUGAAGAAUCAGAAAAAUAAAAAGCCUAACCCUCUGAAAACACCCCCCUGAAUUCUCUGCGCUUCAACAGAGCAACUCAAGGAUAAACCUUCCACUAAAUCCUAUGUGACUGAAGCUAUAGGAGCCUGACUUUCCCUCUUCAGCCUGAAGAGAUGGAGCUUGGAGAAAUUGUUGUUGCUGAAAGCCCUAGUGAGAGAAAGCUGUAUGCGGAGAAGGAGCCAAGAGCCCAGGACCUGCUGCGGAGAAGUGGAAAGCAAAUCCAUCAGCUUUUCAGCUAUCUCACAGGAGAAAUGAAAGAAUGUGGAGACUGGAUGAAAGAUAAACCCCUAAUGGUUCAGCUCGUGGACUGGAUCUUGCGAGGCACCUCUCAGGUGAUGUUUGUCAACAACCCUCUCAGCGGGAUGAUCAUUUUAGUGGGGCUUUUCAUCCAGAAUCCCUGGUGGAUGCUCACAGGCUGUACUGGGACGGCUGUUUCGACAUUAACAGCCCUGACCUUUGGUCAGGACAGGUCAGCUAUUGCAGCAGGGCUGUACGGCUAUAACGGGCUCCUGGUGGGACUGCUCAUGGCCGUCUACUCUGACAAAGGGGAUUACUACUGGUGGCUUCUACCUCCUGUGGGGGUUAUAUCCACAGCCUGUCCAGUCCUGUCCAGUGCUUUGGCAUCAGUAUUCAGUAAAUGGGACCUUCCUGUUUUCACUCUGCCUUUCAAUAUUGCGGUAACUUUGUAUUUGGCAGCCACAGGACACUAUAACGCCUUCUUCCCUACCACCCUCAUCCAGCCUGUAACAUCAGCACCCAACAUCACCUGGUCUGCAAUCAAUGUGCCCCUGCUCUUGCAAUCCAUUCCGGUCGGUGUCGGUCAAGUAUACGGUUGUGAAAACCCUUGGACUGGAGGCAUCUUCCUCAUUGCUUUACUUAUCUCCUCCCCACUGAUUUGCUUACAUGCUGCAAUUGGAUCAACAGUAGGGAUGCUGGCAGCUCUGACCAUUGCAACACCAUUUGACAGCAUCUACCUUGGCUUACACAAUUAUAACUGUGCACUUGCUUGCAUUGCAAUUGGAGGCAUGUUCUACGCCCUGACCUGGCAGGCUCAUCUGCUGGCCCUUGCCUGUGCAUUAUUUUGUGCCUACUCUGGAGCAGCUCUUACUAAUAUGCUAUCUGUGCUGGGAUUACCACUCUGCACCUGGCCUUUUUGCUUCUCUGCACUUCUCUUUUUGCUGCUCACUUCAGACAACCCAGCCAUCUACAAAGUCCCACUCUGCAAAGUCACCUACCCAGAGGCCAACCGGCUCUACUACCUGAGGAUGAUGAGAAGAGCAUCGGAGAGCAGAAGAGGGGAGCAGAAAGGAAAGGAGCCAAAACCCUCCAGCAAUUUGAAAACCCAAACUGGAGGCACCCCACUGUGCAGUCCCAAAAACAGCCAUCACGUACUACCGGGAGCAGAGUCAGUGGAUGGCAGCAUCUGGCUCACUCGCAAAGACUGGUGCCUUGGGAGGAGAAACAAACUAAUUAGUAAUAUCAGGACAGGAGCCAUGCUAGCCUAUAUAAGUUGGUGGGGUAUUUUCUUUUUCCAUCGUAGCCCUUCUGCACUGCCCAGCAAAGCAACAGCUCUCCCCAAACUCAUCAAGAAGGCUCAGAACACCACCAUGGAAAACAGCAUUGACGUUAAGAUAGAAACCAAGGGAGAGAAAAAGCCAAGAAAGCAGAAUCCAUUGAGCAAAGGUGGAAAGAGAGUCUGCAAAGCUGUUGGCUACAUCACUGGGGACAUGAAGGAAUUUGGAGGCUGGAUAAAAGAUAAACCUCUCAUGAUCCAGUUUAUUGAUUGGGUGCUGCGUGGGAUAUCCCAGGUGAUGUUUAUCAAUAAUCCCCUUAGUGGGCUUAUCAUAGUUGCUGGCUUCCUGGUGCAGAAUCCUUGGUGGACACUCACAGGCUGUUUGGGAACAGUUGUCUCAACUUUAACAGCACUUAUUCUGGGCCAGGACAGAUCGGCCAUAGCAGCAGGCCUGUAUGGCUACAACGGGGUCUUGGUGGGAUUGCUUAUGGCUGUCUUCUCUGCUAAGGGAGACUACCACUGGUGGCUUCUACUCCCAGUGGCACUGGUGUCCAUGACGUGCCCCAUUUUCACCAGUGCUUUAGGCUCAGUCUUCAGUAAGUGGGAUCUGCCUGUUUUCACCUUGCCUUUCAACUUGGCCUUGACUCUCUAUCUGGCUGCCUCAGGACCCCAUAACCUCUUCUUCCCUACAACUCUCAUUCAGCCUGCAACAACAACACCCAACAUCACCUGGACUGAUGCUGAAGUGCCAAUGCUGCUCCAAUCCAUUCCGGUCGGCGUUAGUCAGAUAUAUGGCUGCGAUAACCCCUGGACUGGGGGAAUUUUCCUGGUUGCUCUAUUUAUCUCUUCUCCACUCAUUUGUCUGCAUGCGGCAAUUGGAUCAGCAGUGGGGAUGCUGGCAGCACUGAGCUUAGCAACACCUUUUAGCAGAAUCUACUCUGGCUUGUGGAAUUACAACAGUUCCCUGUCUUGCAUCGCAAUCGGAGGCAUGUUCUAUGCUUUCACCUGGCAGACACAUUUGCUGGCAAUUGCUUGUGCACUCUUUAGUGCCUAUCUGGGAGCGACACUGGCUAAUAUGCUGGCGAUGUUUGGGCUGCCAUCAGGAACCUGGUCUUUUUGUUUGUCUGCACUGACAUUUCUGUUAAUAACCACAAACAACUCGGCCAUCUACAAGCUACCCCUCUCCAAGGUCACCUAUCCAGAAGCCAACCGAGCUUAUUAUCUGAAGAUGAAGAAACAUCAGAAGUCUUGCUGUGGGGUAUAAAGGCCCAAGAAGAGAGAUACUUUGCAGAGUGUAAGGCUAAAGCAGAAGGUAUUUUCCCCCAAAAGUGAUUUGCAUGCUACAAAGUCAAAAGACAAAAAAAAUCGCUGCCUUCUGAGUGAAGAGACUUUUUCCUCCACAUUUGUUUGUUCCAUCCUGUUUAGAAAGAAUUGUGCUGUGUUGGAAGAACCCCUCCCGAGACCAAUCUGUAAUGAUUUAAGAGCAUAUAUGCUUAAAAAGACACUUGAAUUUUAAGUAGUGGGGAAAUGACUUAGAAGUUGAAAAGAAAACUCUGGUCAUGAAACCCAGGUCACACCAAUCAGGUGUAAAGCAAUGAAGAAUAGAACAUCUUUUGGCAUCUGAUGGGACUCCUAAUUUAUGGUUAAAACCAGCUUACCACAGCAAUAGGAUAUGUCUUAGCUUCAUAUUAGCAAAGAACUGGAAAAAGAGUGCCUUUUCCUAAGUAGAAAAUAGGUGGUGGAGAAUUCUACCUGGAGGCUCUCUCAAGCCUAGCAGAGAGAGAGGCCCAUUAAUAAUCACUGCACACAGGAUGGACACAGAUAAAUUAUGGACAGUGUCACUAAUACAUGCAAGACUUGUGGUAAAAAUCUCAAUAAUUGGGGGGUUUGUAAAGCCCUAGCUUUUGGAUGCUUUAGUUUACACUAGUCUCUAACAUUUCGUAAAAAAAUUUCAGGCCCACCUAGUUGCAGAGAAAAAGUCUGUAAAUUUGAGGCCAAGAAAGCAAAUGCCAGUGAAAAGAAUCUUUUUCCUAAAAAAAACAAAUCAAAACAUGAUGUUAUGUUAAUCUCAUGUUGCUGUUUAACAGAUUUUGUCAUGGGUUGCAAAAGGAGGGGACAGCAGCAAAGUCAUUGUUGUCCCAUCCCUAUAUAAUGAAAUGGCUUCUUUCAGUCUGUGCCAUAAAUAGAAUUAAUUUAAACUGAUCUCCUUGACCUUCCUUCCCAAGCUUUCCCCCAAUGACAUACAAACAUCAAGCAGGAAAACAGUGUAUGUCCCAGCCUGUUGCUGAAGUCACUGAAGGGAAGAGGCAGUGGCCUGGUGGAUUGUAGCAUAGAUAACGCCAGUCCUGGAGAACUUCAUGGCAGGAUAUAAGUGUAGGUGAACUCUGCAGCAGACAAGUGGUGUACUACCCUCACAUGGACUCUUAGGAUCUGGAGAUAGCAAAGGAGGAAGUUGACUUUGCACCCCAUAAAACAGACUCUGGUGGCUACCUCAGUGGGUGUUAUCUCAGCCACCUUUCUGCUUAACUCAUCAAAAUGAGUCAAGUCCAUGAGCAUGCUUUUCCUGGCCCGUGAACCUGCUUUGUCGCCAUCCUCCCUUUCCUAAAUCCCAAAUAAAUUUAAGACUGGCAAUAAGGAAGCUGACCACUCCAGGUAAUAAACUACCAUAGUUCAUGCAAUGGACUUCAUGGACACAGACCACCAUGACUCCAUGGUCAGUGAACGUUCAGCUUCCAAUCUGGGUUUCUGAAAUGCAUAGCUGGUGCUGAAACUAGCUAUGCAGCAGAAACAGAUAAAUGGGUCACCAACCAAAGAAUAUGAGCUGGAUUCUGACAUCUUCACCACAAAUACUUUCCUCUGUGCUCAGGUCCUUCAGUUGGCAUUAGUCUACAUGCAGUAAUGUUGCUCAUGGGAAAGCAGAUCAAAAUCUGUUCCUCAUGUGGCAGGGUAAAUAAAAAGUAGAUUGUGAAUACAGCAACUGAUUUAGGAGGCUAAGAAAGGAAAAUGUCUUUUAUAAACACCAGAAAGAUCUGAGUGAAAAAUAUUUGGGAUGAACUGCUGGCAGUAUUUUCUGGUGAAGUGUUAGGUUUUCAAAUGUCUGACAGUAUUUCUUUAUGAAUGCCACUUCAGAGAUCGCUUGUAAGAUGUACCAUUUGCUACAUUUUCCUUGGUAAAUAUCUACAUAACAUUUUGUGGUGUUAAUUUAAAAAAAUACUCAUAGAUCUUUCACUUUGAUGCAAGUUUUCCUCUAUUUUUCAUCACUGAGCACUUCCAAAGACAGAUAGCUCUUAAGUUACAUCAAAAUGGUCUAGAAGAUGUUGGAAAAUAAAAUUAUGAAAUCAGUGGUGAGAGGGGGAGGCUCCAGCUAUUUGGGAAACUUCCAUGCAUUAUAUUUAAGGCAUUUGGCUGCAUCAGUAACUUUAAUGUACAAGUGCAAAGUCUGCUUCUGUAACAAGGGGUAGAGUUAGCUGAAGGCAUAGUGUUGUGCCUCUAGAAGUAGUCAAGGCUGAAAAACUCAUUGCGAGCAGGACAUAAGGACUUGAUCCAGUUCCUAGGGAAGUCACUGGACCCCUAGAUUGGGGUUAGAUUCGGUCAGGGAAUGCAUCUAUAUAUCUGUCAAAUUCUCACCGAAAAGGAGAGCUUUUGGUGUCUAAACUGAAAUCUCCCUUGUCAGGGACACGUGCCCCAGAGAGAGGGGCCGAGGCUAAUGCAAGAGGCUAAAGGCAAAGGCUGUUUCAUUCAUAUGUCAAAAUCUGCACUCUAGUAUAGAGUACACACUUUAUGACCAGUGUAAAUCAGCACAGUUUCUUUGACUGGUGCUAUUUCAGGUUGCUGUUGCUGAGCAACAGGACCAUUUUAGCAGUACUGUAGAGGAACCACACAUACAGAAAAGAAAAACAACAAAAGAGCAAGGCCAUGUCUCAGCCAUUAGUACGACUUCACACAUCAUUCAGAAUUCUUUCUUCAUUCAAUGCUAUCCAGAGAAUUCAAAGUCUUCCCCUAACCCUGUGCAGAGUAACAUUUAUUUGGUAACUUGUCACACGUUAUCACUUGGUCAGAAUAUGCAUAUCAUGCUUUUUCCCAAUAUCGUUCCUACCAGUCUUUUCUUACAGGACUAAUUUAUCUUAUUAUUGAAACUGUUCUGUAAGGUUUUUUGCUGUAUAUCAAAUAAAUACUAUUCAGAGUUCACAAAUCACUGAUGUUU
Messenger RNA from Dromaius novaehollandiae (emu), 6003 nucleotides. RefSeq names its product urea transporter 2-like. Gene Ontology annotation, biological process: urea transmembrane transport. The transcript has 22 exons. Gene Ontology annotation, molecular function: urea transmembrane transporter activity. Lineage: Eukaryota; Metazoa; Chordata; Aves; Casuariiformes; Dromaiidae. The coding region runs from base 400 to 3063 and encodes 887 amino acids. The record is from RefSeq and is a predicted model, not a curated record. Gene Ontology annotation, cellular component: membrane.